AUGUCUGCUAGUGAACCGGCUUCUGCGCCGUCAUCUGGUCUGACACAAGAGACAACUUACAAACCACGGUAUCUUGAUAUUGGUAUCAACCUCGCAGAUCCCAUCUUCCGUGGCCAGUAUCACGGCACCCAACGCCACCCCGAUGACCUCAGUGCCGUUGUGUCAAGAGCCCGAGAAGUCGGUUGCCACAAACUCAUAGUCACAGGCUCCGACUUCACGAGUUCUAGAGAUGCGCUUGAGAUAGCGAAAGAAUAUCCCGGCACUGUAUACACGACGGCCGGAAUACACCCAUGUUCCAGCGCGAUAUUCAGCACAACCCAUUCUCACAUAGAUACAAACGGGCACACUAUGCCCUGUGACCCGGACCCCUCUAAACCCAUCCCGGAAGAUGACGAGCCUGACGUCGAGCGGACGGCGUCAAUCAUCCACGAGCUGCGGGAGCUCAUCGAACAAGCGCGGAGCAGCACUUCCGGCGCCAGCCCGCUCGUCGCCUUCGGCGAGUUCGGGCUCGACUACGACCGGCUGCACUACUGUUCGCGCAAGAUCCAGCUGCACUCCUUCGCCGCGCAGCUCGACCUAGCCCUCUCCCUCCGGCCGCAACUGCCCCUAUUCCUGCACUCGCGGGCCGCGCACGCCGACUUCGUGGGCCUGCUCAAGGAGAAAUUCGGCCCGCGGCUCGAGAAGCUUGAGCGCGGCGCCGUCGUCCACAGCUUCACGGGCACCGCCGAGGAGAUGCGCGAGCUCAUGGAUCUCGGCUUGUAUAUCGGCACCAACGGCUGCAGCUUCAAGACCGCGGAGAAUUGCGCCGUGGUUCGCGAGAUUCACCUCGACCGCCUCAUGCUCGAGACUGACGGUCCCUGGUGCGAGGUGCGCCCUAGCCACGAGGGCUGGAAGUACCUUAUCGAGCAGCAGCAGCUGCCGCAGCUGCCGCCGAAACCCGCGGACGCAGUAGAUGCGAGUGCCAGUACGGCCGCGAGUGCCGAGGUGAACAGCGCCGAGACCACGGGUUCUAGUACGCCGUCGGAACCGACCAAGCAGCAACCCAAGGGCAAGCAACAACAACAACAAUCUAAGAAACAACCCAAGAAAAAGGAGCCGGAGGUGCCAGAGCGUUACAAAGUCGUUAAGAAAGAGAAAUGGGUCGAGGGCGCGAUGGUAAAGGGUCGGAAUGAGCCGUGUAUGAUCGAGCGCGUGGGCAAGAUUGUCGCCGGCAUCAAAGGAGUGUCGGUAGAAGAGGUAUGCGAGGCAGCUUGGCGGAAUACGACUAAAGUAUUCCCCGUAGACGAUUAG
This is a messenger RNA of Daldinia caldariorum, 1290 nucleotides long. RefSeq lists its product as uncharacterized. Bases 1 to 1290 code for a protein of 429 amino acids. The record is from RefSeq and is a predicted model, not a curated record. Gene Ontology annotation, cellular component: cytosol. NCBI's taxonomy places the organism in Eukaryota, Fungi, Ascomycota, Sordariomycetes, Xylariales, Hypoxylaceae. Gene Ontology annotation, molecular function: 3'-5'-DNA exonuclease activity. The transcript is spliced from 3 exons.